This is a messenger RNA of Closterium sp. Yama58-4, 2817 nucleotides long. The record is from the annotation of a GenBank genome assembly. Lineage: Eukaryota; Viridiplantae; Streptophyta; Zygnematophyceae; Desmidiales; Closteriaceae.
AUGGACGUGUGGGGCCCAGCCCGCGUCCGUGGCCAGGGUCAGGAGAGGUACUUCCUGAUUGUUGUUGACGACUUCUCGCGCUACACCACGGUCUUCCCCUUGCGCACCAAGGGUGACGUCCCUGAUGUCUUGAUCCCUUGGAUCCGCAGAUCUCGUCUCCAGCUCAGUGAGCGUUUCCACUCCGACUUCCCUGUCCUGCGUCUGCACUCUGACAAAGGUGGUGAGUUUUCCUCUGGCCUCUUGGAGGCCUUCUGUCAGCAGGAGGGCAUUGAGCAGUCGUUCACGCUUCCGGCCUCUCCACAGCAGAAUGGGGUUGCUGAGCGCCUCAUUGGCUUGGUUAUGGAGCUCAACCUCUGGCCCCGUCUCUCCUUGCCGGAGACUUCUCCGACACUGCGUUGGACGGGAGAGGCUGGCGAUGCGUCGCGUUUUCGGGUCUGGGGAUCCCGAGCUUUUGUCCGCGACACGUCCGCGGACAAGCUCUCCCGUCGCGCUGUCCCCUGCGUCUUCCUUGGCUUUGUCCCGGACGCCCCUGGUUGGCAGUUCUACCACCCCACCUCGCGGCGUGUCCUGGCCUCUCAGGACGUCACUUUUGACGAGUCCGUCCCCUACUACCGCCUCUUCCCCUACCGCACUGCCCCGCUCCCCCCCCCGCCUCUCUUCCUCGCUCCAGGUGCUGAGGUACCAGACCCCCUCCCCCCUCAGGGUGCCGCUCCCUCAGGUGUGUCCCAGGUAGACCCGGGUGAGCCUGUCGAGGUAGCUGUUGACUCUCGUCCUGCGUCUAGGGGUGCUGAGCCUGGGGGUGCUGAGUCUGGGGGUGCUGAGCCUGGGGGUGCUGAGCCUGGGGGUGCUGCGUCUGGGGGUGCUGAGCCUGGGGGUGCUGCGUCUGGGGGUGCUGAGCCUGGGAGUGCUGAGUCUGGGGGUGCGGAGCCUGGGGGUGCUGAGCCAGGAGGUGCGGAGCCUGGAGGUGCGGAGCCUGGAGGUGCUGAGCCUGGGGGUGCUGGGUCUGGGGGUGCUGCGUCUGGGGGUGCUGAGCCUGAGCGUGCUACACCUGGAGGAGCCCUCUCCUCCCAGCAGCUGCAGGAGAGGUACCUCGAUCUUCGGAGUGGUGCUCCUGGUGCUGCGGACCCUGGGGGUGGCGCUGCUGCUGGUGCUGAGGACCCGGACGUGGGAGCUGCUGCUGGUGCUGCGGACCCGCCUGGUGGAGCUGCUGCUGGUGCUGAGGACCUGGACGGUGGAGCUGCUGCUGGUACUGAGGACUCGGACGGUGGAGCUGCUGCUGGAGCUGAGGACCCGAGCGGUGGCGCUGCUGCUGCUGCUGAGGACCCGGGCGUUGGAGCUACUACUGGUGCUGAGGACCCGGCCGGUGGAGCUGCUGCUGGUGCUGUGGACCCGGCCGCUGGAGUCUCCUCUGCUUCUGGAGACGCUGCGCGGCCGCGACCGUACUUCGUACCGCUCCUUCAGCAGGUUCUUGGGCAGGCUCCUCCUCCUUGUCCUCCUCCCUCCGUAGAGUGUCCUCCGCCUGUCCAGCCGCAGUCACAGUUACCGCCUACCUCGCCUCUCCCUGCUCCCUCUCCUUACACUGGUCCCACAGGAGGUCUUACAGAGCGUCGUGAGCCUGAGUCUCGUCCUGCGUCGCCUGUUCGUCCUGCUCGCACUGGUAGUCGUGUCCAUCGUGAGCGUCCUCCUCCUGUCCCAGGCACUCAUUACAUGACUCUGCUCCUCUCUACUGCUCCUCAGCGUGUCCCUCUACCGUCUCCUCCUGCGUCCUCUUUGCCUCACGUUCCGGACCCUGAGUCUGACCGGUACCGUGCUGAGCACCCUACUGUCACUCACUACGCUGCUAGCCUUGUUGCUGAGUCUGAGUCUGAGUCUGUCUGUCCUCCGUCCGUCGGGGGUGAGUGUGCUCUUGGCACGGACGUCCUUGAGGACAGACAGGAGGAGUUCCAGUGUCUUGCUGCUGCUUUGCCCCGUCUCGUGUCCUUGCUAGUUGCCCCUGAGGGAGACCCGGAUGCACCAGACAUCCCGACCCCGCGCACUUACGCUGAGGCGAUGGCGGGUCCCUACUCCUCUCAGUGGCAGACAGCCAUGGACGCCGAGAUGGCUUCCUGGAAGUCCACACGCACCUACGUCGACGAGGUUCCCCCUCCUGGGGCGAACAUCGUCAGUGGCAUGUGGAUUUUCAGGGUGAAGCGGCCGCCGGGUUCUCCGCCUGUCUUCAAGGCGCGUUACGUGGCUCGAGGCUUCAGUCAGCGAGAGGGAGUUGACUUCUUCCAGACCUUCUCCCCCACCCCGAAGAUGACUACUCUUCGGAUGCUGCUGCACAUAGCCGCUCAGCGCGACUACGAGCUUCACUCACUUGACUUCAGCACUGCUUUCUUGCAGGGCAACCUGCACGAGGAGAUCUGGCUGCGCCGCCCACCUGGCUUCACUGGGUCGUUUCCUCCUGGUACCCAGUGGAGGCUUCAGCGGCCGGUCUACGGUCUCCGCCAGGCUCCGCGUGAGUGGCACGACACACUGAGGACUACACUUGCGGCUCUUGGGUUCGCGCCUUCUACAGCUGACCCGUCGCUGUUCCUGCGCACCGACACUUCGCUGCCGCCGUUCUACAUCCUCGUGUACGUCGACGACUUGGUCUUUGCCACUGCUGACACUGCAGGACUCGCCUACGUGAAGUCGGAGCUGCAGAGGAGACACACGUGCACAGACCUGGUCACACAUGGUGCGGCAGGUCCUUCAGCGCUUCCGCUUCACGUACUCCUCGCCUCAGUCCACUCCUCUGCCUACCGGUCACUCGCUCUCAGCUCUGCCUUCGGAUGA